This is a messenger RNA of Ectocarpus sp. CCAP 1310/34, 1632 nucleotides long. The record is from the annotation of a GenBank genome assembly. NCBI's taxonomy places the organism in Eukaryota, Phaeophyceae, Ectocarpales, Ectocarpaceae.
GGCGUGUUGCGUUGCGUUGGUUAAAGCCGUUGGUGGAGAUCGCGUUUCAACAAGCACACCACCGAGUUGAUGGAGAAGAAAGAGAUGGAAGGGGGCUUGGAGGUGAUGGAAGCUGACCUUGCUGAGACCGAGAAUUCCAUCUAUCACCUCGUGCGCUCCAACGUUGAACUGGCCCAGUUCUUGAACGAAGCGCCGGGAGACGAAGACCUCGAGCAAGCCAUCGAGGAGAACAAGGCAGUGCUGGUAAGAAGACGACAUCGCGUGAAGACUCUGCGACUCGCCAUCUCUGACUUGAAGACUCAACGCCCGCACAUGGCCACAGCAGCGGCGCCCUCCUCAUCAGCACGGAUCGCUGCCAGUACCUCCGGACCUCGGGACGCCCAAUCAAUGGGUAGACACAAUGGUACCACUAGCGAAAGUGCUGAUCAUACGGUAAGCCCCACGGUUGUUAGUAGUGCAGGCGGGUCCGGGGACGUCAUCAGCACCAUGACCGCUUCCAUGAGUCUCGACGCAGCACCACCAAUCCCUCCCGCCGGGAGCAGCAUCGCGGCGGGCAAUAGCCAGGCAUCGGACAAGACCCCUGAAACUGGCGGCUCAGGUCAAGUUUCUGUGGCAGCUCCAGAGACAGGAGGCGGAGAUCGUGACGAAGGGGGGGUGUUGCUCUGAGUCUUCAGUCAUCUGCACAGGCCAGCGUUGCUACUGCUGUGGUACAUGCCUUUGUCCUUUGGUCGUCGUAUCGGACGUGCCGCCGGUUGUAGCCAAGACCGGUGCACACGACGUGCCUCGUUCCUCCUUGUGAAAGGCAUGCCUAGAUAGCACGCAGGCUCUGUCUCUUUCGGAAACCAGUUGAUAGUUGCUCGUCCUCGAUGAUUCCAGAAGUCGACUUUCAGCGUGGAAAAGUUUCCUGUCUAUUUUGCAACAGAGACCAUACGGAAAAGCGAUGAACGAACAAACCAGGUUCGAGAUAAUAGGCGUUUCUGGCCAAUACGACACAAUGCAGCCCUCGCCGUUGUAUUGUGGCGUUAAACGAGCAGAACAAGACGUUGAUGUGCUUCUUGUUUCCGUUCGCAACUAGGCUGAGGCCAGGCACCGAGUGAUCAGUACCGAAGCGCAUGGAACAACCGCUUGCAAGAUGCCCCCCGCUUGGGGCACUCAAGAUCAAAGAAUUUGAGGCAUCGAUCGUCUUCGUGGGUUCGAUGUGCCUCCUAGAUGAAGCUAUUAAUACGGGGAGUGUAUCUGAUUGAAGCAGCAGCUACGACUAUGUUGGUGUGUCCUCCUUCAAAUGCGCAAGCCCAAGUUGUGGCUGUUCCGGGAUUGCGUGAUGGAACACUUUUGGUUUGGUCUGGGCUUCUUGUAAAUGACGAGAAAUUCAGCAUGGGGGCUCCGCUUGGUAAACAGGGCGCCGGUUUGCAGGAUACAUGGGAAGUGUCGAUGGACUACCAAGCGGCGGCACAUCCCCUUGUGGUGAAGGGUCGUGCGUUAUUGUCGAUGUCCAUCUAUGAAACUGCGCGUUCUUGGGCCAUUUCCGUGUCAUAGCUUCUUUGGCCGUGCCACCGUCUGCUGCCCCGUAUUGGAGCAAAGGACGUCAGACAAAGGUGAUGAAUAUUGAUGAUCAAUAACCCAACCAUUGUC